AUGUGUAUUUGUUGAUUUUGCAACGAUGAAAGUCUUUAAAGGGGUUCGUUGUGGCCGUAGCAGCUAUAAUUGGUCUCAUACAUAUUCCAAUAAUUUCUAAUUGUGACGAUAAUAUUGUUUAUGUAACACAACACGUAAUGUUGGUAGCCUUGUCACUGACAUAAUUGGAACCAAAUUGCUAAAAUCGUUAAAAUUUCAAAAGUAAGUGUAUAUGGGGACCGAAAUCGAUGUCUUUAUUAGCAAUUAUACUCUCGUCGACCCGGAAAUCUAUCAAUUGUGGGUGGAGGGUCAUACAGCGAGCGAAGCCGUCUCGAUUUUGAAUCAGAGGGGCUUAGGGCAGCUGACGGGUGCCCCUCUUGAACUAAUAGCCAGUGAUGUGUUGGACCACUAUCGCACCUACUCACUUCUGGAAAAACUCCUCAGUAACCCAAACAAACUCCAAGAACAGUUGGCGCUUCAGAUUGAGCCCCAGACACGAAAGCUACUCAUAGAGAAGUACUACGAUUUCGACGACAGCGUCGUUCGAGAGCUCAUUGGAAAAAAACUUUCCAGCAAACACAGAAAAGACUUGGAUGAAGUGUCUGAAAAGACAGGCGUUCCGUUAAAGUCGAACAAAGUGGCAGGUGUUGACAAUUUCGACACGGAACACGACAAAGACUUCUUUUCUGAGUUACGAGAGAUUAAAAUUUUGUUAGAGAAAGAGAAAGAGCACAAGCAUCUAGUGUGCGUGUUGUUGAGAGCCAAGCUUUUGCAGAAAUGCUACCUGGACUUGGAUGCCAAUUUUAAGAAUUAUAAUCGGGCGAUUUUGUUGCCUACGACAAAUAUGCACCGUCCUCGAGAUGUUAAAAAUAUGUUUGUCGAACUGACUUCGCUUUCGGAUAGUUUAAAACAGGCAAACUGGACUAUACCAGAGUUGGAAAUUUUUUUGAAUGCGUAUACACAGUGUGGCUGCGAAAUUGACAUUAUAAGAGACUCAGCGGCACUCAAAAUUUUGUGGGAAAAGUACAUGAAAGUGAUAACCAGGGCUAUGAAAGUCUCAGCUGAUUCCAUAAGAAAUACAUGAGCUUACGGAACGACAUAAAGAGGUCACUAGCGUCACUAAAGGUGCUCCGACCUUGAAGAACAUAGUUUCUUUUUCAUUUUCAGGUUUUCGGUGAACGUUUUGUCUGGUUUUGUCAACAAGAAAUGUCAUAUUAAUUACGGAAUCAUAGGGGAUGUUGGGUUAUGGGGUUAAAAACAAACGUAAAAUUUAUGUUAACAAAGUAAUAGAUACUUACGAUACAUGCAAAAAAUACUAGAAAAUUCCAGGCUAAAGAGGUCAACAAACUGCAUGUUAAACGAAAUAGUUUAAUUUUCGAUGUGUGCGUGUUUGAGCGGUCCAAGAUUAAUUUUUAAAUUUUAGUGUGUAAAAAAUUCUAACUAAUAAAAACUGAAACGAGGUAAUCAAGAGGAAAGUCUUUGCAGGGGUGGUGGAAUGGUAUUUUUGUAUGGUUCGUUUUUUAGCCGCAAACCAGUUAACGACUACAGUGCAUAAAUUGGGAAAAACUCAAAAUGUAUUACCCAUCGGAGUAUAAACUGCAAAAUGUUUAGGUGGUAUCAUUAAAUUGCCAAAAAUCACAUCUUCAUUGAAGACUUUAAAAUGUCACACAAUUAAAACAGGAUGUACCACUUCGUAAGAAUGUGCAAAGUUCACAACAAACUUCGCAGAAGUGGUGGUGUAAGAAUUUUCAUAUUAAUGAGUAUCCACAAACAUAUCAUAAACAGUUGUGUUCUUUCAAGGUGAGUUUCCGGUAACUCACAUCACUUAAUGAUUGUUGAAGAGGCUGGAAUACAGGGGAGAUGUGUUGUGGAAGUUUGUUUAAAAGAACACCUUAGCAAAUUUUUCAUUUCAAAUAAAAUAGUGUUUCACAGUUGGUUCUUGCACUCGUAUCGAAAUAAUCUGUAGUAAAUAGUUUCCGAAACACACUUUGGAAUUACAUUGGUGUGGGAUUUAUACAAUUCCCAAAUUGACGUCUCACAGAGCCAAACAAAUACAUAUGUCAAACAAUACUGAUUUAGUUGCAGCAACCUUUUAGUGAAAAUUGUAAAUAAAUUGUAUUCUGUGAAAACUAUUAAAAAUAAUAAGCAAAAUAUUUAUGUU
Molecule: messenger RNA, 2140 nt
Organism: Zophobas morio
Lineage: Eukaryota; Metazoa; Arthropoda; Insecta; Coleoptera; Tenebrionidae
Product: acidic fibroblast growth factor intracellular-binding protein-like
Exons: 5
Coding region: 212-1063 (283 amino acids)
Cellular component (GO): nucleus
Source: RefSeq, a predicted model, not a curated record